AUGGAAUCCAUCAGUAAUGAGCUCCUGCUUCUUAUCGCAGAACAUGUUCGGCAUGUCAACCAGAGAGAUUAUUUUCGGAUGCUUCGCGUAUGUCGCAGUUGGCACGCGUUCCUUUCACCUAGGGCCUACAAUCGUAUCUCGAUCGGUCAUGACCAAAUCUACCCUCUUGUCCGUUGCGUAUAUGAAAACCCCAAUAUCGGCGCUGCGAUUCGCGAUCUGGACGUCUGGUGGGCAUCCGGGUCCAAUGACGGAUGCGACGUGGAAAUGGUCAAUGAUGCAGUCCGACGAGUCUGCGAUUCUCCAGCCGAUCGCAAAGAAUGGAAAGGCGAGCUGCGACAAGGGAACCCAGACGCUUGGUUCGCUGUACUAGUACAGUCACUCGAAGCCGUCACCAGCCUAACUCUACAAUAUUCCUACUCUGAUUAUUUCAUCCCCAUGCUGAGCCGAAUGGCCAACCGCGACCCGCCAUUCAAUGAAAAGCCAGUGCUGCAGCAUCUUGAACGUGUGACAGUGCGAGUCGAAGAUAUUAAAACAGCAUAUGAAUCGUCAAGUUUCCUCCAGCUCUUCCGGCUACCGGCAAUGCGGAUGCUCGAGGCUGACGCAGUGUACGAGGCUCACGAGUCAGAUUCGAUCUAUCCGAAGCCGGACCCCGGAACAUCGGGAAUCAGGGAGCUCCGAAUUAUGGGCAAUGGAAGCAAAGGCAUGGCUGACUACAUCACUUCCUGUGCUAACCUGGAGAUCUUCGAUUAUGAUCACGACAACAAGGCUGUUUGGGGCGAGAUCUACCUCAUCUUUCAUCCUGGAGCAUUCUAUGCCGCGCUCGUCACCCAGAAACACAGCCUACGGGAGCUCCGGCUGAGUGACCAUGGAGAAACUGAGCCAGAGAACUGCGACGACUACGACGACUACGACGAGGGAAACGAGCACUUCAACCUAUUUGGAUCGCUCACCGAGUUCCACCAGCUCCGUGAGCUUUGUAUACCCGUGCGCACCCUCCUUCAGUUCGGUCUCGGUGAUACCCCCAGAGUCUCUCUCCCAGACAUCCUCCCGCCAAACUUGGAAUAUCUAGAUCUGUAUCAAUGUCUAGACAAAGACUUUGAUGUGGUCAUGGCAGAUCUGAAACGAGUAGUCGCACAGCGGACAGAGAGGUUUCCGAACCUGACAAAACUCUACAUCAGGCUGUUAAAUCUGGAAAAGAUUCCCAGGCCCAUAAACUGGUGGUCGUUUGAGAUUCCUGUAUCUACGCACCAGGCUUUCGCUACACUUACGGAAAUCUGUAAUCAAUCUGGGAUAGACUUUCGCCUCAGAAAGUCAGCAUGGCUAGAGGACUAG
This is a messenger RNA of Penicillium angulare, 1332 nucleotides long. RefSeq lists its product as uncharacterized. NCBI's taxonomy places the organism in Eukaryota, Fungi, Ascomycota, Eurotiomycetes, Eurotiales, Aspergillaceae. The record is from RefSeq and is a predicted model, not a curated record. The transcript has a single exon. The coding region runs from base 1 to 1332 and encodes 443 amino acids.